GACCUCACUCUCUAUUUCGGUUUGGCCUCUCAUCAAAGUUUGCUUCCAUCUCUCUCUCUCUCUCUUUUGAAUUCAAUUUUUCAUUUCGAUUCAGUAAAACUGUGCUACUGUUUGAGAUUGCAGUGUAGAAAACUGGGUUCUAGUUCAACUGUUGAAAAGAAGUUCAGAGCUUUUGACGACAUGGUGUUUUUGGAUUGAUGAAGCAGAGUUUGGUUAGAAAUGGCUGGACUGAUCGGUGAUGGCAACGGGUGCUAGAAGAUGAACAAACAGAACGAUGUCAAAGAAUUAACCAGGGGACAGAAGAGGGACAGAGGAAAAGGGGACACUGGAAUUGUACACACUUUGCUUGUCAUGCUCUACUCUCAAUCACAGUAGAGGAGCAUUGGAGGCUGACAUGGAUGAGUUGAUGAAUAUCGGCAGUCUCAAGGACAGAGGAAAAAGACCUAGGAUGUACAUUGAGAAGAAACAACCUAGCAAACUCAGUUUUUUUAAUUUUUUUACAAUUAAAUCUCAAGAGAUGAAGGAGAAAAACAUUAAGGUGGAUGUUAUGGUUAGGAGACAGCUGGCUAAUACAUGGAGGUCUAUGAAACCUGAAGAGAAGGCAAAGUAUGCUGGGUCAUAUCCAUGUGUUAAAGUUGGUUGUAGGGAAUUCAGACAUGAUUUUUGUGGAUUGAAACCUAUAAUCACCCAAUGUCGUCCGGAUGUUUUUAAAGAUGUCAUUUCAACAUUUUCUGAUGAAAGAAAAGCUGCAGUAGAAGAAAUGGGUUUUGGGUUACUAUUGCAGCUUCGCUGUGACCAAUUGCAGUGCACCUUGUGUGGUUGGUUGGUUGAUAGAUUUGAUGCUGAUGCAUCUUCAAUUGAGGUACAUGGUAAGACAUUCAAACUUAAACCAUCUGACUUUGAGAAUAUAAUGGGGGUCAAAGAUGGAGGACAUGAUGUUGAGCUAAGUGACUCAGAGGAUAACAACAUACACGGAUUAAAGAUUAUCCGUUGUGGAAAAGAUAGAAAUCAAAUAAGUAUGAGAGAAAUAGCAAAGAGGUUGAGACAGACAAAUAUUGUCGAUGACACCUUUAGAGUUGGGUUCGUGUUAUUUUUGCUGGGCACCUUGCUCUGUCCUUCUUCAAUUAUAUUGGCUUCAAAGUACCUGCAACCAUUAAGGGGAACGAGUGAUAUAAAACUCAAAAAUUGGGCGACAUUCUCAUUCAAAUAUCUAGUUGAAGGUGUUAGUUCCUUUAAGAAUAGAAAACGAUCCUGUGUGAUCAAUGGAUGUGUACUAUUCUUGCAGCUCUUUUAUUUUGAUCUCAUUGUUCAUGGAAGAACGUUUGUAAAUAGGUCAUUAGCACCCAUUGUUGCAUGGGGAGAUAAGGAGGCAAAUGAAUUAAUUAAGUGGAUCAGGACUCACAAAGGGGGUUUUGAAAGUGUGGACAUUACUGUUGUUUCUGACCGUACAGCCUUGAUCAGCAAGGAAGAUGAGGUGGCCCUGAAGAAUGGUCUUGGGAGUGUACACAUAAAGGUUACUGCAAAUGAACGGAUGCAGCGAAAGACAAAUGAUGAAAUGAAAGUGGCUGAAUUGGAAGCUAAACUUGACAGUGAGAUGAGCAAAAUUGAAGGCCUUACUUACUGGCAAGUCUUUCAAGCUACUAACAUUUUGGCUACCAGAUUUGACCUGCUGAGCGCGUUCCUUCCCAUGUCCCAGGAAAGGAAGAAGGAUUAUGUUUUAUAUCUCUUAGAGCAUGGCACCCAUGGCUUGUGAGUGAUAUACCAUGGUUUUCACCUUUUGUUGUGGAUACAUCCAUAGUAAUUGAGCACUUUUUGUAGUAACCAUGCUUAACAGGGAGUGUUAUACAUGCAUCUUUAUACUUGGAUUAUUGGUGGGAGAACUACAUAUAUGUCUGCAUCUAAAGGAGUUGGUUCUAUGAAAUAGAUUAUCACGUUUUGAAGCAUAUUAUUGUGGGUUCAUUGAAACAUGUUUCUGUAUAUACUUGUGAAUUAAGAUAAAAGUAAUUGGAAUGAGAGUGAGUUAAUGAUAUUUGUAGUCGGUAUUAAACU
Rosa chinensis is the source of this 2049-nucleotide messenger RNA. RefSeq lists its product as uncharacterized. The transcript has 6 exons. The record is from RefSeq and is a predicted model, not a curated record. NCBI's taxonomy places the organism in Eukaryota, Viridiplantae, Streptophyta, Magnoliopsida, Rosales, Rosaceae. The coding region runs from base 395 to 1753 and encodes 452 amino acids.